Molecule: messenger RNA, 2349 nt
Organism: Microthlaspi erraticum
Lineage: Eukaryota; Viridiplantae; Streptophyta; Magnoliopsida; Brassicales; Brassicaceae
Source: the annotation of a GenBank genome assembly
AUGCCGGCGAAUUACUUCUACGAUCCGGCCAGCGACGAAGAGCUCGAAUUCGACGACCAUGAAGAAGAUAGUAGUGAGGAAGACGAAGCAGAAGAGCGUACUGGUCAGACGGAAGCUGGAGAGGAGGAAGGUGAAGACGACGAUGACGAAGAAGAAGAUGAUGAGGAGCCUACAGGGAAAGGAAGUGCUGAUGCACAAUCUCCUUGGGAUUUCGCACCUUAUUCAAGCUCCGUCGGCGACGAACACGCCCGCCGUCACACAACGUCUACCGACGAUAAGAUCUCCAAGCAUCGUCGACUUCCCAUCUCCGUAGAGGAAGACGAAGAAGAAGAAGAAGAAGCUGGCUCUGAUGCUGAACCAGACAAACAAGUUGAGUAUCUUUCGGAGGACGACGAUACAGCCGAUUAUAAAGCAGAAGAUGUUGCUGCUCAACCGUUUUACUCAACGGCGGAUGGAGUUUCGUACCGUUCCGAAUCUUUCAUGGAGCUCAAUCUCUCUCGUCAAUUGCUUCGAGCUUGUGAGACUCUUGGAUACAAGAAACCUACCCCGAUUCAGUCAGCAUGUAUCCCUUUCGCACUUCAAGGGCGUGAUCUUUGUGCCAGUGCCAUUACUGGAUCAGGGAAGACUGCUGCAUUUGCUUUGCCUACUCUUGAGAGGUUGCUGUUCCGUCCCAAGCAUGGCAAUGCUACUAGAGUUCUUAUUCUUACCCCAACGAGGGAGUUGGCGGCCCAGAUUCACAGUAUGAUUGAGAAGCUUGCACAGUUUACUAAUAUCAGAUGUGGAUUGAUUGUUGGAGGGCUUGCUGUAAGGGACCAAGAAACUGUUCUUAGGUCUAGGCCAGAUAUUCUUGUGGCGACUCCUGGACGUAUGAUAGAUCAUCUGCGUAAUUCUAUGUCUUUCGAUUUGGAGCAACUAGCGGUUUUAAUUCUUGACGAGGCAGAUCGCCUUCUACAGACUGGGUUUGCCACUGAGAUUCAAGAGCUGGUUCGCUUAUGUCCCAAGACAAGGCAAACAAUGCUCUUCUCAGCUACAAUGACUGAAGAAGUUAAAGAGCUUGUCAAACUCUCCUUGAACAAACCAAUGCGUCUCGCAGCCGAUCCAUCAUCUAGAAGGCCUCCAGGCCUGACUGAGGAGGUGGUAAGAAUUCGCAGGACUCGUGAGGCAAAUCAGGAAGCUGUUCUUCUUUCACUGUGCACAAGAACUUUUAAAGAAAAAGUCAUCAUCUUUAGUGGAACAAAACAAGCUGCACAUAGACUGAAAAUUUUAUUCGGACUAGCUGGUCUAAAAGCAGCUGAGCUUCAUGGAAACCUAACUCAAUCACAACGUCUUGGUUCUCUGGAACUUUUCAGAAAGCAAGAGGUUGAUUUUCUCAUUGCUACUGAUGUGGCUGCUCGAGGGCUUGACAUCAUUGGUGUCGAAACAGUUAUAAACUAUGCAUGUCCUCGGGAAAUUGACAGUUACGUUCACAGAGUUGGUAGAACAGCUAGGGCUGGGAGGAAAGGUUUUGCUGUAACGUUUGUGACUGACAAUGACCGAUCUCUUUUGAAAGUCAUUGCAAAGAAAGUGGGUUCAAAGUUAAAGAGCCGAAUCGUCCCAGAGCAUUCAAUCGUCAAGUGGUCUCAGAUACUGGAUGAAAUGGAAGAUCAGUACUCUGCUGUUGUUCAAGAAGAGAGGGAAGAGCGAGCUCUAAGGAAAGUUGAAAUGGAAUUUGCAAAGGCUGAGAACAUGAUUGCGCACAGAGAUGAAAUAUAUGCUCGCCCUAAAAGGACUUGGUUCAUGACAGAGAAGGAGAAGAAGCUUGUGGCAAAAGCUGACAAGGAUUCUGCAGGGAACCCUUCUGGAAACGAACUAGUUAGUGCUGAUAAAGCAGAAGACCUCAAGAUGAAGGAGAAGAGAAAACGCGAACGAGAGAAGAAUCUUCCUAGGAAAAAACGUAGAAAGCUGGAAGCUGCCAGAGAGAUGCUAGAGGAAGACGAAGGAGAAGACGACGAGGAAGAAGAAGGAGAAGAAGACAAAAGACGAGGAAGAUCAAGAGGGAAGGACAAGAAGACGAAAGAGCCAGAGAAGAAAGGACUGACACUAGUGGAUCUUGGUUACCGUCGAGCAAAGGCCGUGAAAGCAAAACAGAGAGCAAUUGAUUCCGGUAGGAUGGAGAGACCAACGCCGAACAAGAAGCAGAACCUAAACCGGAGUAAACCAAGAAGCCAGCCUCGAGAUGAAGAGAUGAAAGAUCUGUUCAAGAGUGAUAUGAGCGAGAAGAAACAAGGCAGAGGCAGUGGUGGUGGAGCAAAACCUAAGGCCAAGUCGAAGAAUUCGUUCAAGAGCAAGGGCCGUUAUAAACGUAGGUAA